Molecule: messenger RNA, 363 nt
Organism: Spodoptera exigua (beet armyworm)
Lineage: Eukaryota; Metazoa; Arthropoda; Insecta; Lepidoptera; Noctuidae
Source: the annotation of a GenBank genome assembly
AUGGGACACGCCGGCCAGAAGGAUAACCCUGACAAUCAGUUCAAGUCCAUCCCCUUGGGGUUAUGGUGGGCUAUCGUGACGAUGACUACUGUUGGCUACGGGGAUAUGGCUCCCAAAACAUACUUGGGCAUGUUUGUGGGAGCUCUCUGCGCGUUGGCCGGUGUACUGACCAUCGCUCUCCCCGUGCCUGUCAUAGUAUCCAACUUCUCAAUGUUCUACUCACAUACUCAGCCGGGGUUGCGGGGUAAGCGAAAUGAGCCACUGCGACCUCAGCCCAGAGAAGGAAAAGGAACAGGGGGGUUUUUAGUCAGUAAGAGCCUGACACUCCCUCCCACCCGGCCCUGGGCGGGAGAAGUCAUAUGA